AUCCCUCUCACUCUCUCUCUCUCUCUCUCUCUCUCUGUUAAGCUGAGCUGGCAUCGUUCCUGUUUGUUUUCAGCCAUUUUGGGCUGCAGACACUGAAACAAACUGUUAAAUGGCUGCCUCUCUCCUUCUCUGAGACCGGAGAUCUCGCUCCCCCUGCAACCCUUCCGCCGAGCAGAGAAAAAAACAACUCUUUUAUUAUUUUUUUUCUUCAGUCAGUCAGACUCUCUGUCAGCCAGACGACCCGUUAGAUCUCACAGUACUGUGUGUUCCUCUGUUAGGAUAACGACAGGAGUAACUGAGAUGCUGCCUCAGCUGAAGGAAGGUUUCAGGGCAACAUCAUGGUGUCCGUGGCAGAGGCCUUGGACUCUGGCCACCCCAGCGCCCUCCUCUCGCGCCUGAACAACCAGCGCACAUGUGGCGGACUGUUCUGUGACAUCACACUCAUCGCGGGGGAAUCCAAGUUCAGGGCUCACCAGAACAUCCUGUCUGCCUGCAGCCUGUACUUCAAACAGCUGCUCUCCUCCUCUCCUCCUCUUCACGCCCCCCUCCAGAGCGAGCGAGUCCUUGAGUUGCCGGAGCUGAAGGCGGAUAUUUUUGCGGAUGUCUUGGAUUACAUAUACACCUCCAGGGUCUACCUCCGCAGUUUCAAGCGUACCAAGGAGCUUGCCAAAGCCGGGAAGAGGCUGGGGAUCCCGUUCCUGGAGAACAUAGUGAAGGAACAACAGAGAGGCAAACCCAUCAAGACAGGCAUCAAAGCAGCCAGCGUGACGACCACAACAGCUCAGCCCUCGGACCUCCCCUGCAACUUUGCGCCAAGGUUUCUCGGGGGAAACGAGCAGCAAGUGUCUUCCUACAACGGGCCGGAGGACUCCGCGAACUCGGGGUGGAGGAUGGCGGCCUCAGCAUCAGAGCAGACGCAGCAGCAACUCAACCCCAGGGCCGUGCUUCAAUCUCUGUCUCCCGUGGACCUGACGGCCUCAGCCAGAAAGGACUCAGAGUCGCACCAGCCUUCCUCUCCCAUUCCUCAGUUCCAAAGUGUUUCACAUUUACUUCCCCCCCAGGGCACUGUACCGACUUUUUCCGCCACUAGCCUUCAGCCCUUGCCUCCAGAGACAACCAACACCACUCCCAGGACAGCGAGAGACACGGGACUCAGCCCCGCAGCCGAGAGCUACGCUGAAAACUUCGACUCCGAACGGUCUACCACGGAAACGGCCAAGAUACUGUUCACUCUGAGCACGGCCGCAUUCAAAGGAAUGGGUAACAACAGCGAAACGGCCGUCCGAAAAGCUGCCGAUGACCCCGCGCCCGAAGACGGAUUCGGUGGUGCAAAUUCAACAGCAGAAGGGCUGCUGCCGCCGCCGCCGCCGCUACCUGAGCAUCUCGGCCCAGCCCGUCCUUCCGCGAAGGGGUUCCUCUGCAGGGUGUGUAAGCGCUCCUUCAGCUCCCCCUCUUCCCUGAGCACUCACCUGAAACUGCACAGGGCCGACCGGGCGCUCUCCUGCAGGCACUGCGGCAGAGCGUUCAUCCACAACAAGAGGCUGCAGUCCCACGAGGCCGUCUGCAGAGAGGCGCCACAGAAGGGACCGCCGGCUCCACUGGCGGCGGUCAGACCCAAGAAGCUCCUCCAAAGCUGCGAGCUGGAGGGAGAAGGGGAGGAGGAAACUGGGGAAGAGAAGGGGGAAGAGGAGGAGGAUGAGGAGGAGGAGGAGGAGGAGGAGGAAGAGGAGGGGAAUCCUGAGUCAGAACCUUCAGAAAAGUCUUCCACCAAAAAGAAAGGACGCGGUAUUCCGGUACGCCACCGGAACUUCCAGAGGAUGGACCUGCUUGCGGAGGAAGACCACUUCGUGAAAGUGGUGGACGGCCACAUUAUCUACUUCUGCACGGUCUGCGAGCGCUCCUACAUGACCCUGUCAAGCCUCAAGCGACACUCCAACGUACACUCCUGGCGCAGGAAGUACCCGUGUCGUUACUGCGAGAAGGUGUUCGCCCUGGCGGAGUACCGGACCAAGCACGAGGUGUGGCAUACCGGGGAGAGGCGCUACCAGUGCAUCUUCUGCUGGGAGGCCUUCGUCACUUACUACAACCUCAAGACGCACCAGAAGUCUUUCCACGGCAUCAACCCUGGCCUGAUCAGCAGCGAGAAGACGGCCAACGGUGGGUACAAGCAGAAACUAAAUGCCCUCAAACUCUACCGCUUGUUGCCCAUGAGAUCCCAGAAAAGGGCUUACAAAACAUACAGCCAGGCCCUUUCUGAAAGCAUCCUAAUGCCUUCCCUGACAGCGCCUUUGGACAAUGGCCUUCCUGAGUCUCCGGGUUCUGAGGGGUUAUGCUCUCUGGGUCUUCACCCGGGGGGUGCUGGGGAUUAUAUAUUUCCGGCAUCGUUGGACCCUGCUACUUUGGAACAAGGGGAAAUACCCACCGGUCCACAUAACCUGUCUAGUCCUGCUAUGCAUGGGAUAAGGGAGGGCGAGAUGGACGAGGAAGCAGCAAAAAGCCUGCCGGAAAGCAGAACAGGUUUUCCAAGCGCAGACGGUUCUGUCUCCACGGUUAUUGCGUACGGUCACCCCAAGCCCUCUGUGAUCGUGCACGGCACAGCUGUCUCCUCCGUUAUCGUGCACAGCAACCAGGUUGCAUCGACGUCCGUGAACAGCAGCAGCAGCAGCAGCAGCAGCAGCAGCUAUCCGAGUCGUCGCCCCUCAUCCGAACCCUCAAAAGUCCCCCCACCCAUCAAGAAACAGGUCCUGAAGGAAUACAUCCAGUCCCAGAAAAGAGCUUCCAGUGAGGAAACAGAAGAAGAAGAAGGGAGGAGAAGCGUAGGGGAAGACAAAAAAUCACCGAAACCUUGCAGGAGCUCUGCCAACAGCAACAGCGUCACCUACGUGGCCAAGCCAGCGUACGUGGGAGCGUCUUCAGAGACCAGAGGCGGUGCCCCCUUGUGCCAGAUCACUGUGCGCAUCGGGGAGGAAGCCAUCGUGAAGAGGAGCAUCUCUGAAACGGACCUGAUGAGGGACAAGGGUUCCCCUGCCAACAAGACCAAAAGAAUGGACCCUCUCCACAAGGAGACGAACCAGCACCAGUACCAGCAGCAACACCAACACCACAACAAGGAGACGGACCAGCAUCAACAUCAACACCUACACCACAACAAGGAUGCCAAGAAGAAGAAGAAGUGUAAAGUGAACAAACUGAGGGAAUACAAUUUCCGCAGGGAGGUGAGGGAGGAGGAGAGCGACCAGGACGCUGAGGACAACCUAUGGCGGCCUUACUACACCUACAAGCCCAAGAAGAAGACCCUGCACGUUCAGAAAGUAAAAAAAUCCAGCUGGAGGCGGAAACUCCGAUACAAGCGCUCACUGCGGCUGAUGAAGAGGGCGGAGAAGCUCUUGGGCCGAAGCUUAGACGAGGGCGGCGACUGCAAGCCAAGCGCCGGUCUUCAGGAUGAGCGAGGAGUGGCCAAGGAGGAGGAGGAGGAGGAGGAGCAGGAGAAUUUCAGCUGCCACAUUUGUGAAGAAACCUUCCUGGAUUUCCACUCUCUGGAGAAACACGAGAGGAACCAUCGGACGGGCAAGGCCUUCGAAUGUACCACCUGCGGCAGGCAAUUUUCCACUGUGAAAAAACUAGAUAAGCAUGAGCUGACCCACCUGAUGGAGUUCGUAUGCUUGCGGUGUCAGGAGUCCUUCAGGAACAGGGCGCUCAUGGAGGCGCAUCAGAAGAUGCACCACGCUAAAAGUGAGAACUGUUUCCCCCAAGAGCGGGAGUUCGUGACCGAAUCCAAAGAAACGGGCUACCCAGAGAAAAGUAACCUGCCCCGGGUAGGGAGAAGGCCGUCUGUCCGGCACACCUGCACCUCCUGUUCCAAAGUCUGCAAGACUGUAGCAGCACUGGGGAGGCACAUGAAAAGGCACGAGGCAGAGAGAGAAGGUUCAGCAGAGCCUGGACCAGAACUGUAUUCCGCAGCGGAAGCAGAAUCAGAAGCAGCAGACUUAGAUCACGAUUUAGAAGCAAACAGAGAUCAGGUUAAAUCUAUCCCUGUUAUUAAUUACACCACAUCAGCAGCAGAUGAGACAAGCGACGGCCUGGCCGACGUGAGCAGAUACUCACCUCAAUAUGACAACCCGGGCAAAACUCAGAUUGAGUCUGACCAGGCAAUGCUGGCACAGCUGUCUGAAGUAUCUUCCAAUAAUGAACAAGAAGUCCUUGAAAAUCCUGGCUCAAGUCCAAGGGGAAGCAAGAUUGUUCCCCCGUCUGGGAGCCCGGAAGCUGCACCUCCAGCCAGGGCUGAGGUUCCCAGCAGUUCGGUCCAGACUGUUCUGGUUCUGAACGGCAGAGACUGUUUGGACUCUUGUCAGCAGCAGGAGGCUGUGACGCCUUACAGGGCCAUAAGAAGCCCGGUGGGGCAGCCUCAGGGGCCACUGCUGAUGACCACAGAACACCGCGAGCCAGGACCACGUUCUCAGAGUUAUAAACAUCAAGAUGAGUGUACGGGCAGUGCUACACCAAGACCCAACGCAACUGCCGAGGGAACAGCGAGAUCAGAUGAAGGAAGCAAUGCUCAGAACAAUUACGAACAGGACACUGGCCCAUACAGUUAUCAAAGCACUCCGCUGAUGUCACACGCAGGAAAGGAGGACGAUGAUGGUCCCCAGAACCUGGUGAUGUCACAAGCGGGACCCAGCCCUCCUCCUCCUCCUCCUCCUCCUCUGGAGGCUUCCGAACGGUGCGAAAUGGAAUCGCGCGGGCAGGGAGAGCCUCCUGUGCGGGCGAUGUUGCCGCACGCAGGAAUUGAGGCCCCUCUGUCUGCACAGGAACUAAUGAUGUCCCACCUAGCUAGAGACACUCUUCCUGCACCAGAUCUGCUGAGAACGCACAUGGGAAGGGCUGCGGCUCCACAAGAACUGAUGACGUCACGUAACGGGAGAUCGGAGGGGCUGAUGAUGAUGAGGGUGCCUCAGAAAGGGGAAACGCUCCCGGCAACGGAAUUCACUACGACUCAAACCACUGCAGGCACUGCUAACACUGCCUCUGCUGCUGCUGCUGCACAUGGACGUCUCAUGCCACAGACCACCACUUCCAACAAGUGCCCCUACAAAAGGAUCAAAUCGCCAAACCUGGGUACAAACACUCUGGCGCAAGAACUGCUGAAGCCUCACUUGGGGCCUAACGCGACCAUCCAGGACGUGGCGAGGAUGGCGCACGAAGGCCUGAUUCCGCAGAACCUGAUGAUGCCCCGCGGAACCGGAGAGAGCAUGCGCGCCAAGAACCCACUCGCUCCCCGCCAGUCUGAAGAGCUCGAAGACUCUGCUCCGCAGGAUCUCCGCAUGGUGACGACUUUCCCGGUUCAGGAGUUCCCUCUGCCUCUCCUGGCACCCGCCAGCUGCCGAUCCAGCAAAAAACACCAGGAAAGCCCCCGGCUCUCCUACCCGCCCACUGCCAUGCAGUUUGGCGACCUGGGCAAGAUGUCUAGCGGUGAUCUCGCAAAGCUGCCUUUUUACCCGGACCCCUACCAACUGCUCUACGGGCCCCAGCUCCUGGCGUACCCUUACAACCUGGCGGCUCUGCCCAUGGCUUUGAACAUGGUGGUCCCCAAUGAAAAAGGGCAGCCUCUUCCACUCCUGCCAACCCUCUUCAGCUAUGUGAACCCCUGUACGGGGCUUGUGCAGGAGCCCCACCUGUUAGCUAAAUCGAGUAGGAGGGCCGACCACCGCGACGCCGCGAAUCAGUAGGUGACGAAGAGGACGAGACGGCAUAACUGCGUGCAUCCCUCUUCCUGCCACUGCUGAUCCUUGCGAGACGGCGAUCUGGAGUCCUGUCGGUCGACCCAGAGGGUGUUGCGGUCUCUACUCAUUCGCACCUGCAGCCUCUCUCCGUUUACCUCUCUGCCCUUAUUUGUAGUAGUCUGUACAACGUUUCUGCUGAUAUAAACCUUCCUUUCAAGGCACCUUACAUUUAACUGGGGUUGUGUGUGCUUUUAGUUCAACUUGCUUCUCAUAGUGAUUGCAAAAAGGAUUUCAUGGCUGUUUAGUCGUCCCCCCCCCGUCCCCGUCCCCGUCCCCCCCGAGUGAAAGUGAAAAAAUUAUGUGUCCUAUAUCUCUAUACUGGGACAGGUUCAUCUUCUGUAGGCAAAAGAAAAGGGGUAUAGCAGCAUCAAAAUCCUACCUAAAGUCUCUCUAAGUAGCUUCACUCCAUUCAACUAUCUGCGUUUCACCAAGGAAAUUGAUUGUGGCCAAAUACAUGGUCCCAAUAAAACAAGGGUAACAUGAAGCUGUCAGAUGUCUUUGUUGUAAUGGAUUGCUACUGAAAAAUGGAGCGUAGCCUAAAUUUAGUGAAGUGAAACCAAUCAAUAAAGCACAGCUGCUCUUCCGCAAGCCUGCUGACAAAAGGUAUCAAUAGAUAAAUGAUAAAUUAGUUUAAUAAAGACAGAAUCCAAACAGAUUUAUCCGAUAUUCGAUUUUCACUGGAUACCUUAUUUAUUAUAUUGCACAUGUUUGCUUUUUAAGCAAAAAAAAAAAAAAAAAAAAUGGUUUACAGAAAUGAAUGCUGUUGGAAAGUUUGCAGACUGCACUAGUUCUAGACAGAAUGUGCCUAUUAGGGUUGGUUCAUGAGAACCAUCAAGUUCUAAAAACCGAGGAGCAAAAAAAAAAAAAAAAAAAUAAAUGCAUUCCGUAAAAAAUUAAUCUCCAAUAAUGAGAAUAAAAUAAUUAUAUUUUCACUCUACAGGAGGCAUCGUUAGCACAGAAAAAUGAGAUGUAGUUUGUACAGCAAAGAGAUUUUUGUUUAAUUAUUAUUAUUAUUUUUUUUGUUACAAUGCAAUUUGUACUGUUCCCAAACCACAAAGGCAGCCACAGUACAAGUGGUAUCUGUUCUACCAAAUUAAAUUAGUUAUAAAUGUUUAUCUUACGCUUGCCAACCAAAAAAAAAAAAAAAAAAGCAGUGUUGUAGUCCAACUUCGUCAACCAAAAAAUAAAUAAAUUCACACCGCAAAAAACAUUCCCAGUUGCAAAGCUGCAAAAAGCAGAUGCCACAGAUAUUUCAUGUUUAUGGAAAACAGAUAUUCCCGUCUCAAACUGUGUGCUUUGAAAGGAGUGCUGACCAAGGUUUUGAAAAUCCCUUUUCUCAUUAGCACUGGCAAUCGUACUGUCCCUGGUCAUCCCUUUCGAAGAGCUGUUGGUUCUUUGCAUGCAUUUUCCAUUUAUCUGAGAUCUCAAGGACAAAGCUAUAGACUCGACGUGGCUGCUGCUACUCCCGCGUACCUAAUCACGUCCUGUGCUGUAG
Polyodon spathula (Mississippi paddlefish) is the source of this 7275-nucleotide messenger RNA. Its product is annotated as zinc finger and BTB domain-containing protein 38-like. Gene Ontology annotation, molecular function: protein binding. The transcript has 2 exons. Bases 339 to 5726 code for a protein of 1795 amino acids. The record is from RefSeq and is a predicted model, not a curated record. Lineage: Eukaryota; Metazoa; Chordata; Actinopteri; Acipenseriformes; Polyodontidae.